UAGUUCGGUCAUAUAGCUUUUUAUUAGAAAUAAUUCUAUAAAAGAAAUGUCACAUAGUGAUAAGUAUAACUUAAUGCACAUAAAAACUGAGGAACAUAAACCAAAUGAUACACAAGCAGAUUAUGAAAGGAAAUUUCAAUAUUCUCUAAAUUAUAUACGUUAUUUGAUAGGGCCAGACUCUUCCACAGUAUCAAAACCGGAAAAGAAAGACACGGAAUGGCCGCUAUAUGAACGACGUUUUGAGGCUAUGAGAAAUUAUAGUUCAUCUAAUGAUUAUGGACCUAUUUUCAAAAAGAGAGUAGUAAGGGAGUGCGAAAGAGCCAAGAGUGGGAUAUAUAUCAGCGCCAUGUCAAAGUGUGAUCGUUGUGGAAAAAAUCUUUAUGAAGAUAACCAUUUUGUGUAUGACUUAACUGAGUCAAAGAAAGUGAUAUAGAAUAUCAACAUUAUCCUGACUGUCCAAGAGAGAAGAACUAUAUCAUAACGAUUAUAAUUAAAUCAUAAAAACAUUAAUUGCGUGCUCGAUAUACAUGUAUAUCCAUAUAAUCUUCCAGUACCAAUUAAUAUAGAUAGAUUUUUUGGUAAUUUUGAAGUAAUUUUUGUCAUUAUAGUGCGAUAAGCAUCUGAACUCGUUCAAAUAUAUGUUUAAUAAUUUUCGUUUAAGCUUGGGCUUAAG
Messenger RNA from Teleopsis dalmanni, 673 nucleotides. RefSeq lists its product as uncharacterized. Bases 47 to 433 code for a protein of 128 amino acids. NCBI's taxonomy places the organism in Eukaryota, Metazoa, Arthropoda, Insecta, Diptera, Diopsidae. The transcript has 2 exons. The record is from RefSeq and is a predicted model, not a curated record.